Messenger RNA from Carassius gibelio (silver crucian carp), 546 nucleotides. RefSeq names its product monocyte chemotactic protein 1B-like. The transcript is spliced from 4 exons. Gene Ontology annotation, biological process: G protein-coupled receptor signaling pathway; positive regulation of GTPase activity; monocyte chemotaxis. Gene Ontology annotation, cellular component: extracellular region. Gene Ontology annotation, molecular function: chemokine activity; CCR chemokine receptor binding. The record is from RefSeq and is a predicted model, not a curated record. Lineage: Eukaryota; Metazoa; Chordata; Actinopteri; Cypriniformes; Cyprinidae. The coding region runs from base 198 to 503 and encodes 101 amino acids.
CACAAAUUCCCCUCAUGUACAGCUAUAUAUGUAGCUUUUGGGGAUGGCAGAUAAUGUGGACCAGGAGAGCUCUACUUCAUCUUCAUCAUCACCAUCAACACUUCUGCUGCUGUCCGCACAACUAUCCUCAACUUGUUGAAUACUUUUGAUCAAUUUCAUUUUUCUUUCAUCGCCUGUAAGUGUCUUGUUUCCCUCCCAUGAUGAGCAGACUCGUCCUGACGUCAUCUGUGCUGCUGCUGUUGCUGUGUGUCUGGGUCAGCUUGAGUCAAAGCAGUCCGGUGAGGUGCUGUACCAAGUAUUCAUCACAGCCUUUUCCUGUCCUCCGACUGAAAGACUUCACCCGGCAGGACGCCACCAUGACCUGCAAUUUAGAGGCUGUCAUUUUUACUACGGUGAAGAACAGACAGGUCUGUGCCAACCCUGAUGAUCUAUGGGUUCAGAACGCCAUGUUGCAUAUCCAGGAAAAAAAAGGAAGAUCAUCAAAUCGUGCUAAAACUACCUAAAUCAACAUUAAUAUUAAAACAUAAAUUAAUAAAUGGUUUUGAU